Molecule: messenger RNA, 312 nt
Organism: Brugia pahangi
Lineage: Eukaryota; Metazoa; Nematoda; Chromadorea; Rhabditida; Onchocercidae
Source: the annotation of a GenBank genome assembly
AUGCUACCUGAUAAAUUGUCAGUGGUUGUAAACAAAUGUAUAUCUCUGAUGCAGCACUUCCUUCCACUUUUAUAUAAUUAUGGCUGUGUGGGACAAAAUUCGAGGAUGGUUAUAUGGUUGGCUCGAAAAAAGAAAACUCGGCACAUCUCCUUCAGCACUACUCCUUUGGCGAAUUAUGGUGGAAAACACGUUUCCGAUGCGAACUAUGUAUAUCAGAUUGGUGAUCUUUGCAUGUCAGUUUUACUAAGUGCUAAGUGUCUCGUUCAAUUUGAUACGCUAUUUAUGUGUAUCAAAAUUAAUACUUCACACUGA